CGGUUCUACAUGGCGUUUGAUUGGCAGGCGAAAUAGCUAACCGUCAGAAAUUUUGUCCGCUUACUGUUUGUUUUGUUUCUUACUUUUAGGAUUACUGUAAGUGCAACUCAUAAAAUUAGCACAUAUUCUUGGUGUCUACCCUAACAAAGUCUCAGUCGAUAGCUAUUGCUCAUCUGUAGCCAUGGGUGAAGUAGAGCUUUCCUGCCGUGCCUACGUGAAGAUGUACCUGCAUGCCUGCCUCUUUCCACGGUGCAGUAUCAACGGGCUCCUGCUUUCAUCUAGCUCGCCGGGCACUGGCACUGUCUGCGUAACAGACUGCGUGCCACUUCUUCAUUCUCACCUGCCCCUGGCCCCCAUCACUCAGCUGGCCCUCACACAGGUGGAUGUCUGGUGUUCACAAACCCAUCAGAGGAUAGUGGGAUAUUAUCAAGCCAAUGCCUGCGUAUCAGACUGCAGUCCCACACCAUGUGCAAUGAAGAUAGCCGACAAGAUCGCAGAGCAGUUUAAUAAUGCUGUUUUGUUAAUGCUCGACGGUGGGAAGAUGUCUCCGGACUAUCGGGUUCCUCCCAUAGUGAUGUAUGAGCGAAAAGAUUCAAGAUGGACGCUCAAAGACAAACAUACGAUAAUGCUGAGGCAGUGGGAGGAGACUCGCACAAUAGCCAGUCAGAUGCUGGAGUUUGGAGACCACAGGCUGUUGGUGGAUUUUGACAGCCACUUGGAUGACAUCACAAAGGACUGGACCAAUCAGAAACUCAAUAGCAAGAUAGCGGAGCUUUCCUCACCGGCCAACGGGAACGUGUAGC
This is a messenger RNA of Lampris incognitus (smalleye Pacific opah), 803 nucleotides long. It is a transcript of the gene emc9, whose product is annotated as ER membrane protein complex subunit 9. The transcript is spliced from 6 exons. Bases 182 to 802 code for a protein of 206 amino acids. The record is from RefSeq and is a predicted model, not a curated record. Lineage: Eukaryota; Metazoa; Chordata; Actinopteri; Lampriformes; Lampridae. Gene Ontology annotation, cellular component: EMC complex.